AUUCUGCGUGUUCACACGGCCGACUGCGCUUCCCCCACUGCCUUUUACCCUCAUAUCUGAAGCCCUGAAUCAUAGUAUCUCUAUCUGUGCCUAAAAUAGAUAUAGCAUAGCUAUGGCGAUGCCUAGAAAUUAUAUUAAAUUUGGAAAUGUUUCUAUAGUUGCUCAAAGGAAUCAAGAGCAAAGCUAUAAACCACUAAGUAAAGCAGAUAAGAUUCCUCGCACAGAAGCUGGCUAUUGUGUUUCCGAAGAUAAUAUUGCUGCUAUUGACUUCGGUACCACAUCAGUUUCACUGGCUUACACUACUACUUCGGCAAAAGAUUCUGGAGUAAACACGCUUAUACUUGAUCGUGAAGACCAUUCCAACCGAGUUCCAAAUGCUAUCCUACUAAAAAGAAAUAGAAGAAGUGUAAUUGUGGAAGAGUUUGGAACUUCAGCUCGAAUGAAGUUUGAAAAAAAAAAAGCUAGUGAAUAUCCACAGUAUAUCUAUUUUGAAAGAAUCAAGAUGCUGUUAAAAAGAGAUAAAGGUAUUGACAGACAGACUCUUGUUGAGUCAUUUUCUGGUGAAAAGUUUUACCUUGUUGAAGUCAUUGCAUUUAUACUUCAAUGCAUAAAAAAAAAGCUGAUUAUUCAACUCAACCGUAACGAAGAUGUUUUUCAGACAACUGAUUUUGAUUGGGUCAUUACUGUGCCUGCUAUAUGGGAU
Amphimedon queenslandica is the source of this 703-nucleotide messenger RNA. Its product is annotated as heat shock 70 kDa protein 12A-like. The transcript is spliced from 2 exons. The annotation marks the transcript as partial. The record is from RefSeq and is a predicted model, not a curated record. Lineage: Eukaryota; Metazoa; Porifera; Demospongiae; Haplosclerida; Niphatidae.